CUACGUCGUCGAUACACCAGCCUUCCCUAUUUAUCAACGGCGAUGCGCGGGAUAAGGCAUCACUUAAAGUGCUCGUCUGAAGUCGACAUUGGUUUCUCCACGCCUGCCAUACCCACAGGUUCUGUUCAGAACCAGACCACGCAACAGGCGCAGCCUUGUCUCCCAUAUACCUCAACAUGACGUACGGACAGGAUGGAGUAGCCGUGCACAAGGACUCCACAUAUUCGCAUUCGGGCAAUUCACAUUGUGACGUGUUCGAACGUACACUUGUAUCCCUGGGGGCAGGCGCAGCACACCUGCGUCUCGCGCUAGCCCGUGCCCCCCUCAGUGCCUACCGUGAAGCCUCGCACACGGUAUACUCUACAGCUGGAUGGUCCCAUUCCGCGUACGUGGUGGCGCAAGAAGUUAUUUAUGCUCGCUGUCAGUCUGGGUGGUGCAAAAAGUCUCGCGGAGUUACCUGCGCGGAUGUCGCAUGCAAGUAUCCCGUCGAGGAGCGUGAGGGCUCAGUGCGCUUGAGCUGUGAGAUUGAGGAGGUGGAGGAUUUGAGGUGUACGUUGGAUGGGCUGGAGGAUGACGAUAGUGGGUGUGAAAGUGGGUUGGUGACGCCGUCCGAUGUGAGUGAUGAUGCGGCUGAUGGUGUGGAUGGGCUGCAUUGAUAAUGUUCUGGAGAUGUGUAGAGAUAUAAUCGCAAUCAUAUCGAGUGCCUAUUACAUGGUAUACUGUUUUGUGCACC
This is a messenger RNA of Suillus clintonianus, 733 nucleotides long. RefSeq lists its product as uncharacterized. Lineage: Eukaryota; Fungi; Basidiomycota; Agaricomycetes; Boletales; Suillaceae. The record is from RefSeq and is a predicted model, not a curated record. Bases 177 to 656 code for a protein of 159 amino acids. The transcript has 2 exons.